GGCAGCACGUGUGCUCGACUGGUGAUAGUGAGAAGAUAGUAUGUGGACACGCUUGUGAUCGCUCGGACGUGACGCACCGCUAUUUGACUAAUGACUCCUCCAUGAGGAAGCACUUGGACAUGUGCGUAGCGAUUAUAGUGUUCAUGCAUAAUUUGUGAAUAUAAACAAGAAAGUUUUAUAAACUUCAGAAAACAUUGAACCUAGCCAGCAGAAACGAUCGCAACCAAGAGUAGGAGGAUUCUGUGCCAGGGAUCAUGUCGACCAGCGAGAGGAAAUCCUUUUGCAUCGAGUCUCUGCUGUCUCGUGAGGCUGUGGUUGCGAGCGGCGUCGGCGGCGGCGGCCGAGUCGGCAAUAUCAGUCCGGCGGAUUUAACCUCGCACGAAGUGGGGUCACCGCCCCACACGCCGCCUCUGAGCCCCCUUCCGUCCCCCCACUCCUCCCCGCUCUCGUCCAUGUCUCCUGCCGUUUCUUCCUCAGCGAUUCUAAACCGAGCGACUCUUCUUGGGGGGGCCACUGCCCCUCUCGUGCCCCCUCACCUUUACCAGUACCCAGGCAUGGGUAUGCCCCCUGGUCUGCUCCCUGCCCACGCCUUCACGCCCGCAGCAUCGCCACUUCUGGACGCACAAACCUUCAACGCCCUGAAGUCGGGGGCGGCGUCCCUGCCCCCCGCGGCGCUGGACUGGUUUGCCCGCGCGGGACUCAUGUAUCCUCGCCUCCCCCCGGAACUGGCAGAAAACGGACUGCACUUAUACAGUAUGGGCCAGCACAGCCUCCUAGGGAAGACGAGACGCCCACGCACCGCCUUCACGUCGCAGCAACUCCUCGAACUGGAGAAACACUUCCGGGAGAACAAGUACCUGUCGAGACCUAAGCGGUUCGAAGUGGCCACCAGUCUGAUGCUGACGGAGACGCAGGUCAAGAUUUGGUUCCAGAACCGGAGGAUGAAGUGGAAGCGCAGCAAGAAGGCCGUGUCGGAGAACCGCAAGGAGCAGCGGCAGAAGGACGGGAAGGAGAACUCCGGCGGGAAGGACGAGCGCGCCAAGGACCAGGCCGGGUCCGGGGGCGCGACCGCCACGCAGGAGGAGCCCAUCGUCACGCCGGAGUCCGAGGACGAGAUCGACGUGCAGGACGAUCACGCCGGCAGCGAGGAGGGGGGCGUGGAGAUCAGGGGCGGCGAGGAGGCGCCCCUGUCGCCCCCCAGCCCCCCGGGGUCCCUCUCUCAGGCCCCCGCCGAGUCCUCCGCCGCGCCCUCGCCCUCGCCAGUCGACCCGCGCCGUCCCUACGACGCCCUCUACGAGAGCAUCCACGCCCACGCCCACCACACGGCCGGCGUGCCCGCCCUUCACGUGCCCACGCCCCCCGUCGUCACGUCCUCUGGGGGCAGCUCGUCCGUGUUCUCCGGGCAGUACCAGCACGUGCCGCUGUCGGCCGCGCUCCUCACCAAGCUGCCGCCCGACGCCGAGCACCUGUACAGACCCUAUGUGUCAUGAGGGCGCUCGAGGCUAGCGCUCAUCUCGCGUCCUGCGUCCUCUUCGCCGCCGCCGUCGUCGCCGCCGUCGCCGUGGCACCGUGAAACGCCCGGCAACGUGAAGCUCCGAAUAGCAAAUGAAAAGUGUGUCGUAGAACAUUAUUAGCACGAAAGGCGGGGAAUGAGGUAACUCUGCAGCCGAUACGUAAAAAACAACUAGUGUUCAUCUUUGUUAUCUACUCUCACUUAAAAAAAAAAAUGAAAUGUAGUGCGUAGUAUACUCCCCGAGGCGUCCCGUGGGAAUCGAAGUGACCCUCAGUGACCCGUCGGACACCGCGAGCAAGAACCCGUAAGUCUGUCUCAGCCUCGGCAGAAGAAAAGCGAAAGCAGGAAAUAAACAGAAGGAGAGAAGGAACGGGACGAGAAGAAGACAAUCCCGGGAGAGGAACGAAGGCCAUCAGCGCCUCGCAAGUUUUUAGCGGGCGACUCGGCGACUCCCGAGAGGCGGCCUCGGCGCGGAUGUCGCUCGAUUGGUUUUCCUCCCGAGUUCUCCUGCCGAGGGGACCGCCGCCCCCGCCCCUCCUGCCCUCUUCCCCGCAAGGUGACGGCUACACAAACACGUACACACAUGCGUACACACAGACACACACACGCACGCACACACACACACACACACACACACACACACACACACACACACACACACACACACACACACACACACACACACACACACACACACACACACACCACACACACACACACACACUCCCGUGCCCACCCCAGGGGACGCGGCUUCCUCAUAGAGCCGAGACGUGAUGGAAACGCGAGAUCGCCAAUAGGCCUAGGCUAGAGUGGACGUUACCCUGGGCUUCGAGUGCGUGAACCUCUGUCUCGUGCUGAACCGUCACUGCUGCUACUUUCCGCGUGUGAGACUUCCGUAGUUCAGGAUAGUGAUAGUGAUCGCCUGCAACGCUUCAUUACACCUAUUGCAACAUGUUUGUUUUGGAUUUUCUCUGGCGAAAACGUUAAGAUAAAAUUUUACAAAUAACAUUAGUGGACUUCAUUCUCGAGAAAGGUUUGUGCUAGUCAUCUGUGUAUUCCUAGAUCUUCCUUCAUAACUGCUGAUCAUUGUGAACAUCAGCGAAAGGAUACUCCCCCCACCCCCGCCAUCCUUCGCGAACAAGUUAUAAUUCAUUCUCAAUAUUUCUAGUUAGGAAAUGCGUCAUCGCCACUGUCGCCAUCAUCACUAUCGUCACCAUCAGUAUCGACAUCACCAUCAUCAUCAUCUCUACUUCAAAUGACCCUUGUAAAAUUAAGAUUCCCUUGUUAAUCAACUAUUUAUGACCCACUUCAGCGACAAUGCCUCAGCGGAUUCCCCAUUUUCUCGACUUUGCCUCCUCCCCUCUCUCGCUGAACAUCUAACGCUGUUUUUGUUGUUGAAUAUCUUUUUAUCUG
Messenger RNA from Penaeus chinensis, 2926 nucleotides. RefSeq names its product motor neuron and pancreas homeobox protein 1-like. Gene Ontology annotation, molecular function: DNA-binding transcription factor activity, RNA polymerase II-specific; sequence-specific double-stranded DNA binding. Bases 255 to 1490 code for a protein of 411 amino acids. The transcript is spliced from 4 exons. NCBI's taxonomy places the organism in Eukaryota, Metazoa, Arthropoda, Malacostraca, Decapoda, Penaeidae. The record is from RefSeq and is a predicted model, not a curated record. Gene Ontology annotation, cellular component: nucleus. Gene Ontology annotation, biological process: neuron projection morphogenesis; spinal cord motor neuron cell fate specification; regulation of DNA-templated transcription.